Molecule: messenger RNA, 1278 nt
Organism: Mercenaria mercenaria
Lineage: Eukaryota; Metazoa; Mollusca; Bivalvia; Venerida; Veneridae
Product: neurotrypsin-like
Exons: 9
Coding region: 109-1278 (389 amino acids)
Cellular component (GO): membrane
Source: RefSeq, a predicted model, not a curated record
AGCGUAUCGACACCACGUAUAAAUUGUAAAGUUAUGUGCACUUUGAAACUGUGAAAAGAGGAAGUUUUCAUAUUUUUGGAGUCUCAGAUUUAUCCAUUGGCUACAAUUAUGAGAUAUAUUUUUUUCGUCACAGUGUUACUGGCAAAUGGACACUAUUCUGAAGGGUUCCCAAUACGGCUGUGGCCAACUAAUUCACGUGGUACGGAAGGAUUAGUUGAGGCAUUUUAUAAUGGUUCUUGGGGCAUUGUUGUUCAUUAUUGGCCACAAUUUACCGAUGCAACGGCAACACUCUUAUGCAAAACGCUUGGUUUAAGUCAGUUCGGUUAUAGUUCUAGUUGGACACCAAUAGAAAACUAUACAGGACAUUCCUGGCUGGAUGCACUUGAAUGUUUCGGAAAUGAGACUACUGUUGAUCAAUGUAUGAGAUCCAGUUGGAGUUUUAACAUUUACAAACAGACAUUAUGGGAUUUCAGUUACGGCAGCAAACUGUACUGUACUGAUACGAAACUAAUGGAUGGGGAAACGGAGAAUACAGGUAUCGUCUACACAACAUUUUCGGGGAAGAUUUAUACCAUUUGUUACGAUGUCUUUGAUAUGAAUGCAGCUAAUGUUGUGUGUAACCAUCUACGAUACAAUGGGGCAGUGAAUUUCAGUAGUGGUGAACCUGGCUCAACACAUAUAUAUUACAAAAAUCUAAUCUGUGGAGGAAUUGAAAGUUCAUUAACACAGUGCAACACAACCAAUGAUAUAAACUGUUCCAAAGCUGUUUAUAUCACAUGCAGAGCCGUACGUUUCACCCACCGGAACGAGUACAAUUAUGAGGGAGCUGUCGAAAUUUACCACAAUGGAUCUUGGGGAUUCGUUGGUUCUUCUCAAUAUAGUUUUGAUGAAGUAACAGCUACGUACCUGUGCGAGAUAUUUGGUUUUCAAAAUGGCGCCUUCAGUACAUCUGAUCAUCUUUUGGAGACGUAUUACGGAAAGGCUUGGCUAAGUUCUUUGACGUGCAAAGGGAACGAGACUCAUAUAAUGCAGUGUGAUCGUUCGGACUUUAAUGUCGUAACUUCUGUGAGGCUUACAUAUAAGACAGGCACAUGGCUUCAUUGUUUUGACUUUAAUAUAAGAUCCAUACGACUGGUAAAUGGGUCUACGUUUUAUGAAGGCAGAGUUGAGUUAGAUGUUAAUGGUCGGUGGGGAUCAGUUUGUACAUAUUACAUGCUUUCUACAGAACUGAAGGAGUCUGCCGCCGAAGUUGUGUGUAAAUACCUAGGUUUUUCGUAA